UCUUCCUCUGUGGAUGAUUACCCAGUGGACACCAUUGCAAAGAGAUUCCGCUAUGACUCAGCUUUGGUGUCUGCUUUGAUGGACAUGGAGGAAGACAUCCUGGAAGGCAUGAGAUCCCAGGACCUUGAGGACUACCUGAGCGGCCCCUUCACGGUGGUGGUGAAGGAGUCUUGUGAUGGAAUGGGAGACGUGAGUGAGAAGCACGGGAGUGGGCCAGUAGUUCCGGAAAAGGCGGUCCGUUUUUCAUUCACGAUCAUGAAAAUCACCAUAGCACAGGGCUCGCAGAACAUGAGCGUGUUUGAGGAAGCCAAACCUAACUCUGAGCUGUGCUGCAAGCCUUUGUGCCUCAUGCUGGCCGACGAGUCUGACCAUGAGACUCUGACUGCCAUCCUGAGCCCUCUCAUGGCUGAGCGGGAGGCCAUGAAGAGCAGUGAACUGAUGCUUGAGGUAGGCGGCAUCCUCAGGACCUUCAAGUUCAUCUUCAGGGGAACUGGAUAUGAUGAAAAACUUGUCAGGGAGGUGGAAGGCCUUGAGGCUUCCGGUUCGGUCUACGUUUGCACUCUUUGUGAUGCCACCCGGCUGGAAGCCUCUCAGAAUCUCGUCUUCCACUCUAUCACCAGAAGCCACACCGAGAACCUGGGACGCUACGAGGUCUGGCGUUCCAACCCAUACCACGAGACCGUGGAAGAGCUGCGGGAUCGGGUGAAAGGGGUCUCCGCCAAACCGUUCAUCGAGACAGUCCCUUCCAUAGACGCACUCCACUGCGACAUAGGCAACGCGGCGGAGUUCUACAAGAUUUUCCAGCUGGAGAUAGGAGAGGCGUAUAAGAAUCCCAGUGCCUCCAAAGAGGAGAGGAAAAGAUGGCAAGCCACGCUGGACAAGCAUCUCCGGAAGAAGAUGAGCCUGAAGCCCAUCAUGAGGAUGAACGGCAACUUUGCCAGGAAGCUCAUGACCAAGGAGACGGUGGAGGCCGUCUGUGAGUUGAUACCUUCCGAGGAGAGGCACGAGGCUUUGAGGGAGUUGAUGGGCCUCUAUCUGAAGAUGAAGCCCGUGUGGCGGUCAUCGUGCCCGGCUAGAGAGUGUCCAGACUCCCUCUGCCAGUACAGCUUCAACUCACAGCGCUUUGCAGAGCUUCUCUCUACCAAGUUCAAGUAUCGCUACGAGGGCAAAAUCACCAACUAUUUCCACAAGACGCUGGCGCAUGUCCCUGAAAUCAUCGAGAGGGAUGGCUCGAUUGGGGCUUGGGCCAGCGAGGGCAAUGAGUCUGGCAACAAACUGUUCAGGCGCUUCCGGAAAAUGAAUGCCAGGCAGUCCAAGUGCUACGAGAUGGAAGACGUUCUCAAACACCACUGGCUGUACACCUCCAAAUACCUGCAGAAGUUUAUGAAUGCUCACAAUGCCUUAAAAAGCCCCGGGUUUGCUGUGAACGCACAGGCCAGUUUAGGGGAACCCUCAGGCAUGGAGGACUCUCUGGAAAGCCAGGAUUCAAUGGAAUUCUAA
This is a messenger RNA of Carlito syrichta (Philippine tarsier), 1500 nucleotides long. Its product is annotated as V(D)J recombination-activating protein 1. NCBI's taxonomy places the organism in Eukaryota, Metazoa, Chordata, Mammalia, Primates, Tarsiidae. Gene Ontology annotation, cellular component: nucleus; endodeoxyribonuclease complex; DNA recombinase complex. Gene Ontology annotation, biological process: pre-B cell allelic exclusion; adaptive immune response; V(D)J recombination. The transcript has a single exon. The annotation marks the transcript as partial. The record is from RefSeq and is a predicted model, not a curated record. Gene Ontology annotation, molecular function: ubiquitin protein ligase activity; double-stranded DNA endonuclease activity; sequence-specific DNA binding.